Messenger RNA from Nannospalax galili (Upper Galilee mountains blind mole rat), 782 nucleotides. Its product is annotated as C-type lectin domain family 2 member D11-like. The annotation marks the transcript as partial. The transcript is spliced from 3 exons. Gene Ontology annotation, cellular component: external side of plasma membrane. NCBI's taxonomy places the organism in Eukaryota, Metazoa, Chordata, Mammalia, Rodentia, Spalacidae. The record is from RefSeq and is a predicted model, not a curated record.
UGAGAAAACCAGAACAGGCCAUCAUGAACCAUACCUACUAUUCUACCUGCCCAAGAAAGUGGAUUGGAUAUGGAAAUAAAUGCUAUUAUUUUUCUGAAGACACAAGAAAUUGGACACAUUGCCAGAACUCCUGCAGGGCAUUGGGAGCUGAACUCACUCAGUUUGAAAGCUUGGAAGAACUGGAUUUCCUGAGGAGAUAUAAAGGCCCUUCUGAUCACUGGAUCGGCCUGUACAGAGAAUCAUCAGGACAGCCUUGGAAGUGGACAGACAACACUGAAUACAACAACACGGUUUCCAUCCGAGGAGUGGGAGAACACGCCUACCUGAAUGACAAUGGAAUUAGCAGUGCCAGGGUCUAUGCAGAUAGGAAGUGGAUUUGUAGCAAGCCCAACAGCUACAUUCUCCAGUGCCAAAUACCUUCUACUUAUUCUUAGAGUGUAGCAGAGGUGCAUUUUAAUUUGCUAUCUGCAGUUGUCAUUAUCAAACUGUUAUUCAAGUUAUCAAAUUGUUAUCAAAAGCAUCAUACAUGUAUUAACAGCAAAGAUGAAAACUAGCUUAGAGGAUUAUGUACAUGGGACAUAGAAAUGAUUCUAAAUUACAUAGGGGUUUUCAGAUGAGCUGGUUCUUGUAUUUUAAAGCUAAAGUUUAAUCAUAUCGGUGUAAGUGAACUCCACUUCUGGGACAUUGAAUUUUUGCACAUAGUCAAUCUUUGCUGUGAAUACAUGGGAUCAUAAAGAGAGCAGCAAAGAAAGUCAUGGAAGUGAUUUUUAAUAAUCAUAAGA